GAUCAUCAACUGAAUUAGCUACUCUAUCAGAUUUUUUAAAGCAAACAUCUUUUGAUAAACAAAGACAAGCUAUGUUUUCUACGACAAGUUUAAGUUCAAAAAAUCAUGAUUCAACAGUGAUUCCCAAUCAUUCAAAGUCGUUGUACGUUACAGUUCGGAAAGAAAAUCUUAUAUAUCGCUUAGGAAACCAGAUGUUUAUUUAUGCAGCAAUGUUGGGCAUAGCAAAAGCACAAAUGAGAUUGCCCUUUGUUGAGGAUGGGAAACAUCUUGGACAAACCUUUAAAUUAAAUUAUGUUAAUAGUAAUAUAAAUACUUCUAGGUGGGAACUGAAACAUGUUGGAAGAUAUGCAACAUUUGAUCCUGAUCUUUUUCAUCUUCCAAAUAUCAACAUUUCUCUUAGAGGAUAUUUUCAGUCCUGGAAAUAUUUCUCUCACAUACAAGAAGAGAUAAGAAGAGAAUUUACCUUUCUCCCUCAUAUUACUGAACAAUCUGUUGAGUUUUACAAGAAACUGUCAGAAAGUUAUAAAAAUCGUACUUUCGUUGGGGUUCAUGUAAGAAGAGGAGAUCUUCUUGACGCAAAAAAUCAAAAGAGAGGUUCUGUUGUUGCAAAUCAAUCAUAUUUUCUUAAAGCUUUCAGUGUGAUGAGAUCUAUUCUGCCUAAACGCCCUCUAUUUAUAGUUGGCAGUGAUGAUCUAGAGUGGUGCAAAUUAAAUUUGAAUUUUACCGACGUCACCGUCCUCAGUCCCAAUUCACCAAUGAUACAUUUGGCUAUUUUCGCGAAUACCUCACAUAUGGUCAUGACUACAGGAACUUAUGGAUGGUGGGCAGCUUGGCUAGCUAAUGGAGUGACAAUUUACUACAACAAGUUUCCUGCACCGGGUCUUGUAUUCGAACGAGGUUUCAAUAAAGAUGAUUAUUAUCCACCAACUUGGAUAGGGCUUGGAGAUUAA
Physella acuta is the source of this 950-nucleotide messenger RNA. RefSeq names its product galactoside alpha-(1,2)-fucosyltransferase 2-like. Lineage: Eukaryota; Metazoa; Mollusca; Gastropoda; Physidae. Gene Ontology annotation, biological process: carbohydrate metabolic process. Gene Ontology annotation, cellular component: membrane. The record is from RefSeq and is a predicted model, not a curated record. Gene Ontology annotation, molecular function: galactoside 2-alpha-L-fucosyltransferase activity.